GGUCACUCAUUCGCGUAGGUGACAUCAGAACGAGGCUGGCUGGUAUUGACAGCAGCCGCUAUUUGGAGGACAACAAAACCUGUCCUUCGUAAACAAAUCCAGCCAGUUGAGAGUCCAGACGGGACUUUAAAAACGCCAAGAUCAGCUGAAGACCAUUUUCUACAGAGAUAGCUUCCAAUUGAAACGGCGGAAAUGUUUUUAUGACGAAGACUUUGGGCUGCUUCUAGCAGGAUACUGGGUGUAUAUAGGCAGCCUGGGCCAAGGGUCAUCUGUGAUGCAAGCCUGGUAAACGUUCCCGAAGAAGACCGGAAACGACUCACAUUUUCACCUGAGUCUCGGUACAGUCGUCUACCAUUUCAUAUGCUGUAAAAAUAUCGACUAUCGCUGUCAGUAGGCCGCGUUUCCCCGAUCAGCAGUGCCUACAGUGUAUCAUAACCAUCGGAGCAGACGGUCGGCCAUAAACCCAAGAUGGCGGACGUGGACCCCGAGACACUGUUGGAGUGGCUGUCGAUGGGCCAGGGAGAUGAGAGGGACAUGCAGCUUAUCGCUCUGGAACAGCUCUGUAUGCUGCUGCUCAUGUCAGACAACGUGGACAGGUGCUUCGAAAGCUGCCCUCCCCGGUCCUUCAUCCCAGCCCUGUGUAAGAUCUUCCUGGAUGAGUGUGCCCCUGAUAACGUUCUGGAGGUGACUGCCCGCGCCCUGACCUACUACCUGGAUGUGUCUGCGGAGUGUACCCGGCGCAUCGUGGCAGUGGACGGUGCAGUGAAGGCCAUCUGUAACAGGCUGGUGGUAGUGGAGCUGUCCUCUAGGACCAGUAAGGACCUGGCAGAACAAUGUGUGAAGGUGCUGGAGCUGAUGUGUACACGGGAAUCCGGAGCUGUGUUUGAAGCAGGAGGUCUGAACUGUGUGCUGACGUUUAUCCGUGACAAUGGCUCCCUGGUGCACAAAGACACCCUGCACUCCGCCAUGGCAGUGGUGUCCCGGCUGUGUGGGAAGAUGGAGCCCCAGGACACAUCACUUCCCACCUGUGUGGAGUCACUCUCCACGCUGCUCAGACAUGAAGACCCACAGGUUGCAGACGGAGCCUUGCGUUGUUUUGCCUCGCUGGCCGACAGGUUCACCCGGCGUGGGAUGGACCCAGCCCCACUGGCCGAGCACGGGCUGACCUCCGAGCUCCUCAGCAGACUAGCCAAUCAGGGCCGUGCAUCAGGUCAGCUGACAGGUGCCCAGGCAGGUACACCAGGUGGAACCCCAGGUGCAGUUGGUGCCACGCCCGAGUCCACAAAAUCUAGUGCCAAUGUCUCCACUAUUAUCAGCUUACUAUCCACACUUUGCAGAGGAUCAGAGGGCAUCACAAAGGAUUUGCUGAGAUCUGAGCUGCCAGAAGCCAUAGAGAAAGCUCUUUCAGGAGAUGAAAGAUGUGUGCUGGACACCAUGCGGCUGGUAGACCUUCUGUUGGUGCUUGUGUUUGAGGGGAGGAAAGCCCUCCCUAAGACAGGCAUCAGCAGUGUGAGCAGGCUGCCUGGCCUGCGCAGGAUGGACAGCGCUGGGGAACGCUCUCACCGCCAGCUCAUCGACUGUAUCCGCAGCAAGGACACAGACGCUCUCAUUGACGCCGUGGAUACCGGUACAUUUGAGGUGAACUUCAUGGACGAUGUUGGCCAGACCCUGCUGAACUGGGCCUCUGCCUUCGGCACUCAGGAGAUGGUGGAGUUCCUGUGUGAGAGGGGGGCAGAUGUCAACAGGGGGCAGAGGUCAUCCUCCCUACACUACGCCGCCUGUUUUGGAAGACCACAGGUUGCCAAGACCUUGCUGAGAUAUGGUGCUAACCCUGACCUGAGAGACGAGGAUGGUAAGACACCGCUGGAUAAGGCACGUGAGAGGAACGAUGAAGGCCAUCGGCAGGUGGUACAGAUCCUGCAGUCCCCCGGGGAGUGGAUGUGCCCAGUGUCCUCAGAACCCAGCAGCCCCAGGGAGGAGCCAGUAGAACCACAGGACGGGGUGGAGCCCAAGGGAGACCCUGAGAUGGCACCCAUCUACCUGAAGAGACUCCUCCCUGUGUUUGCAGCAGCCUAUCAACAAACCAUGAUGCCAUCUGUCAGGAAAGCCUCCCUGGCCCUGCUGCGUAAGAUGGUACACUACAUCUGCCCCUCCCUGCUGGAGGAGAUGAGCACCAGUGAACAGACAGGCCCUACCUUCGCCUCCCUGCUGGUCGAUGUGUUGGCAAUGGUACUUGAACAGGAGGAUGAUGAUGAUGGCCACCUGACAGCACUACAGAUUGUGAAUGACCUGAUGAAGAAGGGAGCUGAGCUGUACCUGGAUCACUUUGCCAGGCUGGGUGUGGUCAGCAAGGUGUGCUCCCUCGCUGGGCCUCCUGAUGAGGACUCUGAAGAGGAAAUAGAGGAAGAGGAAGGUGCAAAGGGAGGCAAGCCUGCUGUGUCAGCCACCUCUUUACCCCAAGUGCCUGAGGAAAAUAUUGUUUCCUUCCUUCAGCCUGAGAGGUUAGAAGGCCAACAGGAUGUGACAGAGAUUGUGCAGGGGAAGCCGUACCACUGGCGAGACUGGUGCCUGGUGCGCGGCCGCGACUGUCUGUACGUGUGGAGCGAUGCAGCGGCCCUGGAACUGUCCAAUGGUAGCAACGGCUGGUUCCGUUUUAUCCUGGAUGGCAAACUUGCCACCAUGUAUUCCAGUGGUAGCCCUGAAGGUGGCUCAGAUAGUUCAGAGAGUCGUGGAGAAUUUCUGGAGAAGCUGCAGAGGGCUCGCAGUGGGGUGAAACCCGGCACACCCAGUCUUCCCAUUCUGUCCAAAGCUGGGCCAACCAAAAUUGUGGUGGGAAAUUGGUCACUGCAGUGUCGCAAGGAAGGGGAGAUCUCCGUCCACAACUCUGAUGGACAGCAGGCUACUGUGUUGAAGGAAGACCUUCCAGGCUUUGUGUUUGAAUCUAACAGGGGAACAAAACACUCCUUCACAGCAGAAACAUCUCUCGGUCCCGAGUUCUCUGCAGGUUGGGGUGGAAAGAAGAGCCAUAGGUUCAAGUCCAAGGCUGAGCAGACCAAACAGAAGAUCAAGUGUCUGGCCCGGGAGCUGUAUGAGCAGCACUUCAAGGCAGCACAGGCGACCCCGAGGGGCGUGGUGUCCAAGCUACGCAGCAUCGUGGCACAGCUAGAGACAGCAUGUGAAGCUCAUGGCAAAGGGAACAAGGUGCAGGAAGGAGAGCUUGGCUGGGAAGACCAGAUGAAAACUGCCCUUGAGUGCCUGACCCUGCUGCUGAAGGACGAGGCCACCAUCUCAGCAUUUGAACUCCACAGCAGUGGGCUGGUGCAGGCACUGCUCAACUGCCUCAACAAUAAUGUUGAUGUUGACAGCAACAGAGUUGCUUCCAGAAUCAAGGUGUUCAAAGCUGCAUUCAGGGACAACGUAGAGGACAGCGGUGUGACCCCAUCUGUGGCCCUGGUGAGGAAACUGGUGUCUGUUCUGGAGUCCAUCGAGAGGCUGCCCUUAUUUGUACAUGAUGGACCUGGGUCAGGAACAGGUCUUCAGAUCUUGACAAGACGUCUCCGGUUCCGCCUGGAGCGGGCCAAUGGGGAGACUUCGCUCAUCGACAGGACAGGGCGCACCUUGAAGAUGGAGCCCCUGGCCACCAUAGGAGCACUGGAAAGAUAUCUGCUUAAAAUGGUUGCCAAACAAUGGUAUGACUACGACCGCAGCACUUUCUCUUACAUCAGACGGCUGAAGGAGGGGCAGACGUUCACAUUCAAACAUGUGAAAGAUUUUGAUGAGAAUGGCAUCAUAUACUGGAUUGGAACCAAUGGAAAGACAGCGUUUGAGUGGGUGAACCCAGCCCAGUAUGGCCUGGUGGUGGUGACAUCAUCAGAAGGGAAGAACCUGCCCUAUGGUCGACUGGAGGACAUUCUGAGCCGGGACUCCUCUGCCCUCAACUGUCAUACCAAUGAUGACAAGAAAGCCUGGUUUGCCAUCGACCUGGGUGUGUGGGUGAUCCCCACAGGCUACACCCUCCGCCACGCCCGUGGGUACGGCAGGUCAGCGCUGAGGAACUGGCAGUUCCAGGUGUCUAAGGACGGCCAGAACUGGGUCACCUUGUUCAACCACACGGACGACAGCUCGCUAAAUGAACCAGGGUCCACAGCUUCUUGGCCCAUAGAAUCCCCCAAAGAUGAGAAGCAGGGAUGGCGGCAUAUUCGUCUCCAGCAGACAGGCAAGAAUGCAAGCGGCCAGACCCACUACCUUUCCCUGUCAGGCUUUGAGCUGUACGGGGUCGUGACUGGGGCUUGUGAUGACAUAGGUAAGGCAGCUCGGGAGCAGGAGGCGUACCUGCGGAAGCAGCGGCGUAUCCUGCGCUCCCAGGUGCUGCGGCAGAUGGUGGUUGGGGCACGCGUGGUGCGAGGACUUGACUGGAAGUGGCGGGACCAGGAUGGUGGACCUGGGGGAGAGGGCACUGUGACAGGAGAACUGCACAAUGGCUGGGUGGACGUGACUUGGGAUGCUGGAGGCUCCAACUCGUACCGUAUGGGUGCUGAGGGCAAGUAUGACCUGCAGCUGGCCCCGUCCCACAACCCUGACCUGCUCGCAGUCAUGACGGCCAAGAAGGCUGAUUCCAAGUCUGUCUCCACUGAGGGUGCCGUGGGGAGGACUCGUCGGGACCAAAGAGAAAAGGACCUGGAAAGUAAGAAGGUGGAGGGUGCAACAGGAGGAGUAGAGGUUGAGCGGAGUAGGAGGGACUCUGACCACGAUGAGGUGAGGAGCGCCAGAGAGGAGCUGAAGUCUCGCAGAGAGUCUCGAGCACGAGCGUCCUCAGAGGAAUCUGCUGGGGCCACAUCCACAACCUCCGAGACUGUUGUGGUGAACCUGGAGACGGAGGCUACCUCAGAGACAGGUGUGGUGGUACACAGUAGUGACAGGCCACCGGCUCCACCCUCUGUUGAGUCGUCCAAUGAGGACAUUUCCGCCCUCCCCGACCCAGUGGAGCGCCCGGCAUGUGACCCACGACCAGGUAGCGUGAGUCCUCGUCCAACGAGUGCAAUGAGUUCAGAGACUCUGUCGUCUGUUGGAGAGGAAUCUGGAGCCAUGUCGUCAGAGUCCACCACCAGGACAUUAAGUACCUUCAAACCAGAGCCUGCAAAACUGCGAGGGGAACCGCAGCCUUCCAGUGCACCCGGAAGCAUGAGCUCGAGUGUGCCAAACUUGUCGUCUGCACGGGAAACGGCAGCUAGCCUGAUGGAGUCCUUUGUGUCCAUCGCGAGAAGGGCUGGCGCUGGUGCUACCAACAACAUGCUGUUGAGCCGCAGCACCAGCAGCAGCCAUGCCAGCGGACUGGUCAGACUGGGCCUGUCUGGAUCUAAUGCUGUUCAGUCAGUGGCAUCAAACAAUGUGCUGAGUUCGGCCCAAAGUGUCCCCAACCUGACUACGUCCAGCACUUCGAACGCUACUGCCACUAACACAACCACCAUGGCAGCUAACCUCAGCACCACCAUGACCAUGAGCCUGACGUCCACGUCCAGCGAGAGUGAUAAUGACUUCCUGGACACCUGCCGGGCCAGCACACUGCUGGCCGAGCUGGAGGACGAUGACGAUCUCCCUGAGCCUGAUGAGGACGAUGAUGAGAAUGAGGAUGAGAAUGAGGAAGAAGAGGAGUAUGAGGAGGUUGUGCAGGAGGAAGAGGAGUAUGAGCUGCGCGGGGGCCGGCGUCGCACCUGGGACGAUGAGUUUGUCCUGAAGAGACAGUUCUCUUCUCUUGUACCGGCUUUUGACCCCCGUCCUGGCCGGACCAAUGUCCAGCAGACACAAGACUUGGAGAUCCCUGCCCCAGGUGACCCUGAGGUAGCUACACCUGAGCAGGAGGAGACUGUCCCCACACCACAGCUGGUUCUCACUCUCAAAGCACCAGGGUUCGUGGACUCAGUUGAGCAGACCCUGGAAGGAGAUGCCUCCACCAUCUUCAGCCACAUCCAGCACAUGGUGGCCACCGCAGUGUCUGCUGGUGGCAGGGCUGAUAGACUACGCAGGAUAUGGGAACCUACAUAUAUAAUCGUGUACAGGGAGAGAAAGGAAGAAGAAGAAGUAGAGAAAAGGGGUCGGUGGACUGUUGAGUUUGUGGAGAGAGCGCUGGGCACAGACGAUCUGCCGAAGUCGGAGCUGAUUUCCUACCUUCAGCAGAACGCAGACACCGCGUUUCUCAGGAGAUGGAAGCUGACAGGGGCUCCCAAGAGCAUCCGGAAGAACAGAAACUGUGCACAGUUGGUGGCAGCAUACAAGGAGUUUCUUGGCAGCGGUGGUGAAUCCAAGCCUCCAACACCACAGCACAAGCCAGUUGUCCACACCAGCAACAUUCUCAGUGAGGGUGACUUCUCUCCCCCGCAUGCCCGGGAGGAUCCGUCCUCCUGUACAGUGGACGAUGUCCUUCAGCUACUCAGGAUACUGUACGCAGUUGCAUCAGAUGUUGCAGACAUGGACACAGAGGGAGGAGACAGCCACCACUUCAACGUGUCGGCAGAGGAGUUCCAGAGCAAAAAGCUCACAAACAAAGUCAUUCAACAAACUCAGGACCCACUGAGCCUGGCUGCUGCAGCACUACCUGAGUGGUGUGAGAAGCUGACCAACAAGUGCCCCAUGAUCUUCCCCUUCGAGACCAGACAACUCUACUUCAACUGCACUGCCUUUGGCUGCUCAAGAGCAAUAGUUUGGCUACAGAACAAGAGGGAUGCAGCCCUGGAAAGGUCCCGUGGACCCUCACCACGGCGCGAUGAUCACCACGAGUUCCGGGUCGGGCGUCUGAAGCACGAGAGAGUCAAGGUCCCAAGAGGCGAGAGCCUGAUGGAAUGGGCGGUGAAUGUCAUGAGAAUACAUGCUGAUAGGAAAUCAGUUCUGGAGGUGGAGUUUGUUGGUGAGGAAGGCACAGGACUGGGUCCCACGUUGGAGUUCUAUGCUCUGGUAGCUGCUGAGCUGCAGAGGAAGUCCCUUGGGCUGUGGCUGUGUGAUGAUGACUUCCCUGAUGAUCAGGCUAGAGAGGUGGAUAUAGGACACGGCACCAAACCACCAGGAUACUAUGUCCAGCGUGCCUGUGGGCUGUUCCCUGCACCACUGCAGCAGGAUGCAGAGGCAACAGAACGCGUGGCCUGCAUGUUCCACUUCCUGGGCAUCUUCCUGGCCAAGAGCUUGCAGGACGGACGACUUGUAGACCUGCCUUUGUCACGCCCCUUCCUGAAGUUAAUGUGUGUUGGGGACGCUGAGAAUAGCAUGACAGAGACUUGUGCAGAGUAUCACCGCAGCAUGUCAGAAAUCGACCUACACUCCAAUGAGACCCAGUCAGAGGCAUCCACAGAAGAUGGGACAGAAAUUAUCACAGGCUACAUCACAGAUGACGACUCCAAGUAUGAUCUGGUACAGGACCCACCCAAACCCAAGUCACCUGCCUGGUUUACAGGAUUGCUGAAUUGGGAGGACUUUGAGCUGGUGAACCCGCACCGUGCACGCUUCCUGAACCAGCUGAAGGAGCUGGCUGCAAAGAAGCGCGCCAUCUUGAAUGACAACUCCCUGUCAGAGGAUGACAGGUCCAAUCAGCUGCAGAACUUGUGCCUGGUCAACCCAAUUGGAUCAGGACCACCUUGCAAGUUAGAGGACCUAGGGUUGGACUUCACCUACUCACCCUCCUCUAAGGUGUACGGAUUCUCCCACCUGGACCUGAAACCCAAUGGCUCUGAUGAGCAUCUUUCUCUGGACAACUUGGAAGAGUAUGUGGAGGUGAUGUUUGACUUCUGUAUGAACACUGGUGUAAGGAAACAGCUGGAGGCAUUCAGAGCUGGCUUCUCAGAGGUGUUCCCCAUGGAGAAGCUUCAGGGCUUCAGUCCGACAGAAGUGCAGCUGAUGAUCAGUGGGGACCAGGCACCCUCCUGGAUCAGGGAUGACAUCCUGAACUACACAGAACCCAAGCUAGGAUAUACCAGGGAAAGCCCUGGUUUCCAAAGGUUCGUUAAUGUGAUGUGCAACCUGAAUGCUGAUGAGCGGAAGGCCUUCCUCCAGUUUGCCACAGGUUGCUCCUCCCUUCCCCCCGGUGGUUUGGCCAACCUGUACCCUCGCCUCACCAUUGUCCGCAAAGUGGACGCCUCCGAUGGCAGCUUCCCAUCCGUCAACACCUGCGUACACUACCUGAAACUCCCCGAGUACUCCUCUGAAGAGAUUUUACGAGAGAGACUCCUAGCUGCAACAAGGGAAAAGGGAUUCCACCUAAAUUAAUGAUGACUCUGUUUUCUAGUCACCAUGAUUGCUCCUAUUGUUGCCUCGGACAAAAACAUACAAGAAGCCUGUAGAGACUGUGGAUGCAGUGUGUAAACAAGUGUGCAUGUGCUGGGAGAUGCAUGAGUUUGUUCAGUGUACCUGUAUGUCUGUGCCAUAGUGUUUGCUGCUGUGAGCUAAUUAUAACUGUGGUGUGGAUGGGAUGUUCCAAGACAGAUGUAAUGAGGGGGUGUAUAUGCAAAAAAAUGGCACUGCCUUUCCCAUGCAAUGUGUGGACUGGUAUUGGAGCCUUUAUUGCCUGCUUAAUUUGUAGAUAGAAAUCAAAUAACCUAUGAUAAUUGAUGACUAUAACAACAUAGGGGCCUUUAGAGAUCAGUAUAUCGUAAUUGUAAAGUUGCAGAUUUACUAUAGCUUUGGUCACUUGAACAUGUUCUGUAUUUAUGACUUUGUACUCAUGCCCAGUAUGCUAGCUUUUGUGGUCAGGACAGUACUUGUAUCAAGACUUCUUUUUCACAAAUACUUAACUAGCUACAGUUUGUUUCAUUUUUGUUCAUUUGGAUAUGUUCACUCCUUUGUUAUGUUGAACACAAGCAAUUGCUAGCCAGUAAGAGGGAAGUAUUUGCAAAUGUAAGGUAGCAAAAAUGCAAAUGGUAUUUCAUGUUGUACUGAUACUGGAUAUGAAGAUGAAAAGUUUCAGAAACCUACAAGUAGAAACAACAGUCAAGAAACAACUUUUCUUAAGAUGUCAAAUGUAAAGCUGUUUUGUAUUUUACAGAAAUUUCAGUACAUUCAGUCCCUUUGUCUAGUAAUGGGAGGCACAGUCGGUUGAGGGCAAUUCCACCUUCAAAGUUUCAGAGGGGUUGAAAAAUGACCAGGUUGUUGUAGACAAAACAAUCAAAACAUAACAGGAUGUGCAUUUACUUAUUGGAAGUUGAUUGAUUAAUUGGGGAUUGUUGAAAAGAGAGUGGUUGUGCAAAAAUGUAAAUAUGGUAGAUUUAAGGGUCUGAAUCAUCCCCCCUGAAUUUUGAAAUGGAGUAAAAGGAGGUCCAUGUUUUCAAAACCGAUGUUGACAGUGUCUCUGCCCACUUUUCUUCUGUUUGUUCCUGUGUUGGUUGUGGCUUGGAUAGGUCUUCAAGGUUUUGACAACCAUGGCUGUGCCUUUCAUCUCCAAGUUAGGCCAAGAAUGUCAAACAAAAUUCUACAGGCAUGGGACUUCACAGUUUCUUGGAAGCCAAGGGAAUUGGAAGACUUCCCAAACCAGUAACCCAAGUACUUGAUUGGUAGUCCCUAUGUUCUGAUAAUAUACUUGAUGACACUGAGUUACUUUCAACACCAGUGUAUGGAAAAACUGUAAACUUAGUUGGCAAGCUGUUGAGUGUCAACAUUUCUGUAUUGUAGUAGAUCUACUCAAUGUUCUGAUGGAUGAUACCCAUAAUUUCAACAUGAUAAAAAAAGCAUGCACCCCCCUCCAUGUAAAGACUGUUAGUCCCAUGCCUGUCGUGAUAGUUUCCUCCAUGUAUUGCAAUAUUCCCAAUCUUGAGUUGAGACAGGAAUGGUCAGUCAGCAAUUAUUUACAGUGGCGUUUGUCCCUGCUGGUUGGCAAUGACUUCGGUGUGCCUUCGCUUCCCUCAGCCUUCCGCCUGUUCAACUGCAUGAUCAUGGCAGCCACUGCUACUGUAACUGGAAAGAUUUUGUUAUAUAAAUGUUUCAAAGACCCAAA
Molecule: messenger RNA, 9970 nt
Organism: Branchiostoma belcheri (Belcher's lancelet)
Lineage: Eukaryota; Metazoa; Chordata; Leptocardii; Amphioxiformes; Branchiostomatidae
Product: E3 ubiquitin-protein ligase HECTD1-like
Biological process (GO): protein K63-linked ubiquitination; proteasome-mediated ubiquitin-dependent protein catabolic process; anatomical structure development
Cellular component (GO): nuclear speck
Molecular function (GO): protein binding; ubiquitin protein ligase activity; metal ion binding
Source: RefSeq, a predicted model, not a curated record